Messenger RNA from Populus nigra (black poplar), 1042 nucleotides. Its product is annotated as probable membrane-associated kinase regulator 6. The coding region runs from base 167 to 802 and encodes 211 amino acids. The transcript has 2 exons. The record is from RefSeq and is a predicted model, not a curated record. NCBI's taxonomy places the organism in Eukaryota, Viridiplantae, Streptophyta, Magnoliopsida, Malpighiales, Salicaceae.
UUUGUCUCCUGCUUGACCUUGAUAGAAUAGACAAUUCAUGCACUUGUGGUCGUCAUGGUCUGUGGUAACUUUACACGUGCCAAUCACAUGAAUCUUGGCCCUCCACUAAUAUAUAAGAAUUAGUGCUUUUUAAUUUCAUUUUAGCUGCUGCUGCUGUUGACAAUCCAUGGAAUCCCCAGAAACUCUGGCCAUUGAAAGUUUCUCUCGCAGUUGGUUGACCAGUGUCAACCCCUCCUUGCAAGGUCUUGAGACGGCCCUCAGAGCAUCUCUUGACAGUUCCCAUGAAGCCAUCUCCGAAGAAUUAGAUUACAGGAUGCAGAACUCAAGAAGAUCGCUGGAAGAAGACCAGAACUUCAAUUUCUAUUUUCCCAUUUCCCAAUCCCCUGAUGCUCUUCUUCAUGCUGACCAGCUUUUCUCUGACGGCCUCAUCAGACCCAUUUUUAUCAACCAGUCAAAGAGUGAGGCCUCCAGUUCCCUGAAUUUAGCCCCUACUGUGCCCUCUUCUCUUUCUUCAAAAACUGUUUCAGCUGCUCAGAUUCUUUGUCGUUUCCUUGGAAGAUGGAAGCGAAUCUUGCCGAAGUGUUUUGGAUAUGUUAGACCUUUAUCCCACAGAGUAAGAGACUCAAGAAUAAGCACAAGAGUUGACAAUGUUGAGAGGAUAGCAUGGGAAGUUAAGAGCCAGAGCAAUUCACGGGAAGCAUCUCCAAGCAGAAGAGUAGCUUAUUCACUGGAUGGUUGCCAUGAUAGUGAGAGCUCCAUCCAUGACGCAGUUCUUCAUUGCAAAAGAUCAAUGCAUAAAUGAUUGUUUUACAGAGAGGAAAAAAAAAAGACCGGAAGGAGAAGGGAAGCGUAGAGCUUCUAGAAAUGCAGGGCAGGAGAUCAAACACAAGUUGUCAUCUGCCAUUUCUGUCUUCUACUCCUUUGCUUGUUUAUAUAUUCAUGUGUCCAUUCAGGAUGGCAAUUUUUCAUUGUUGCUCAGCUGUGAAAAGUUUGAUAAAUAAUUAGUAUGUCCUUAUAAAUUACAAUACAGAUUAAUAUGUUA